CGCCACAGGGCCCUCUUCCCCCUGGACGGGGCCGCAGGCGCCCCCCGGGGCGGCCGGGGCCAGGCCAAGGCCAUCAGCGACAUGGCGCUCAGCUUCCUGGACAUGGUGAGCCAUUUCGACGACGACUUCUCCCACCGCCUCCACCUCUGCGACAUCAAGCCCGAAAACUUUGCCAUCAGGAGUGACUUCACGGUGGUGGCCAUCGACGUGGACAUGGCCUUUUUUGAACCCAAAAUGAGGGAAAUUCUUGAGCAGAAUUGCACGGGGGAUGAGGACUGCAAUUUCUUUGACUGUUUUUCAAAGUGUGAUCUGCGAGCCCAUAAGUGUGGAGCAGAAAGAGUCAACAGCAACCUGCAGGUCGUCUGUGACAAGAUAUUCCGCCACUGGUUCUCCUCCAGUCUCAGGACCUCUGCCGUCUCCGUCCCGCUUCAGCUACAAUUGCGGGACGCGGUCCAGGAAUGCGCAGACCCUCGGGGCACCUCCGGCAGCGCCCCGGGAGCCGCCCCUGACGUGUUCUGGAAGCUUCAGCGCCUCCUUCAAGCCACACAGAGGGAACUGCAGGAGGCAGAGAAGUAGCCACGCCCGUGGCCUUGGGUCCCUUCCCUCUAUGUUGGUUCAAGCAUGGGACGUUUCCUCUAUGCAAAUGAGUGCACGCGCAGGUGUCGCUGUGGUCCUUCUGAAAUGUGAAAUCGCUGAUGCCCUUCCCACCGCACGCCAGCUGCCCUCAUGUGCGUCCUUCUGUCCCAUCCUGGCUUGAUUCGCUCCUGAUGGAGGCCACCGCGCUGGCCUCUGACCUGCCACCCUUUAAAAGUGACACGAGGGAGGCAGGUACAGCGGUUUCCUCCUGGGGGCCUCUUCGUCGGGAAGCAGCACAAAUCCCACUCUGAGGAUCGUGCUUGUGCUCACCUGAGAGCCAGGGCUUCCAGCUGUCCUGCCUGCACACGUGCCCGCAUUUAAAAAAGUGCACGUGCGUGCACACGAGCCCGUGUGCAUGUUCACACGGGAGUGCUCGCGUGAGUGUGCGCACGCGUGCGUGAGGACGUGCCUGCCUGAACGAGCGUGAGCAGGGAGCGCGGGAGGCUCCGGGGCAGGGGAAGGGGUGUCCCCUCUGGGACAAGAGGGCUGCCUUUGUUUUGGAAUAAAAUACAAUCAAAACAGAAGUUGCAUCUGUAACGCAAACGUAAUCCAUC
Molecule: messenger RNA, 1190 nt
Organism: Panthera uncia (snow leopard)
Lineage: Eukaryota; Metazoa; Chordata; Mammalia; Carnivora; Felidae
Gene: DIPK1C
Product: divergent protein kinase domain 1C
Exons: 3
Source: RefSeq, a predicted model, not a curated record